UCAGCUUAUGCUUCUCUGUUCCCCACAGAUUUUAUGGGCAAUUCAACAUUUUUUUCACAUUGAUUGAUAAAUUACUGUCAGUUUGUUCUGAAGCAAACUUGAAAUUAUAACUUGGAUUUCGUUGCUAACACUUUAGCAUACUGCUCAGUGGUUGCUUUGAAGAUAUAGCUGCUAUUGUGUUUUUUUUUUUUCACUUUAGCUAUUUGUAAACGUUGGAAAUCUGACAGCUCUUUUAUUUUUAUAUGCUCUAGAUCAUUAAAGACUGUAACAAAUGGAAACAUGAAGGAGAUGCAUAAAUUGUAUGUAUUACUAACAAGUUGAAUUUUCUUUGCCCAACAGUGAAAUUACUGUUGGAGACUGGUUCAGGGUGUAGGAGUCAAUAAUCACUAUGAAACAUGUUUAGUAGUUCCAUCUUGUUAGGGUGUAGGCUUAGAUUUCGUUGAAGGUUGAAUACCUCAUUAUCCAAGCAUCUUUAGUUAGAUACAUGCAUAAAGGUAAGUCACCAUUUAAAGCAUUGCACUUGUGCCUUCUGCUUGCCAAUGUACUAUUGAGUGUUCAUCCAGGUUUUGGGGUAGAAUUGACCAUAGAGAUUGAUGAUUGUUGUGGAUCGGUGAUUCUGGAACAUUAAUAAUAUACAAAUCAGUCCAUCCUGGGGUUUUUACCCAUGGAUAGACUAAUAAUUUCAGAUAAUUGCAUGGUCUUAUAUGCUAUACUCAAAGAAGAGUGCAGUAUAAUGCAGUUGGAGAGUGGGUAGCUGCUGUAAGUUGGAGGAUGUGUGGAUUAGAGUUCUUGGAAACAUGGGGUUGUUGUCCCCAUGAUUUCUGACACACUUCACCACUUGUCACUCCCACCUCCAUUGCACCCCUUAAAACACUUCACCAUUGUCAGGAAAAGGUCUGCUCUUCUGCUGGCUUCCUUGGAAAUGCCCGCAGUGUUUGUCCUGCUGAGUAGGACUGAUUGGACCAGCGGUCAGACCCCUCCUUAAGUUGUAUCUGCAACCAAUCCAUCCUCUGAAACUUUCCUGAGGAUUUGGACAACCUACGUACCAGUUAUCAGAAUGAAAAAUCAGUAUAAUAAAAGGGGCAUUGAUUACUCUUCAGUGAUCCAAACACCAUAGUUUAGAUUCUUACUGGCCCUUGUCAUGAACCUGUUUGAAUGCCAGGAAGACAUACUUGCUCCUCGAGAGGUCUUUGGUUUGUUGCAUCCUUCCUGUGUCACCAGGUCUUAUAUAGGGCAUGAUAGGUUGUAAUUGAUAACAAUAUCAAAGAACUUUUGUCACUUGGACAGCCAUGUUGUUGUCUCAUAUUGUUCAUAAAUGUUGUCCACAUGCAUAGGCUUCCUUCAGCACCUUGUUGCCUUUCUGAAGGGUGUGGGGGAAGGAGCAUUUCUGUGUCAAUGAAUACGGUGAGAUUUGAUGUUAGGGUACCUGUGUAAGAAGGCAGACCAGGAAAAGUGCAGAUGAGAAGGGAGCAUUGACAACAUCUCUGGGGAUGGCAUAUGCUUACUUUCUGAGCCAUUAGUAUAAUUGUCUCAGAGGUGAGACCAUUUGUUCUCGUUCCCUUCCGGGGGCAACUGUCUUAAAUGAUGUUCUUUCUUGGCCUCCUGCUCUCUGUGAAAUGCAAGUAGAUAUGCUAAAGAAGUGGUGUUCACAUAUUGAGUAUGGAGGCUUUCCAACUAGUGGCAAUUCACAGUAGUGGUCCAUGGUUUAUCAUGAAGACAGAUCUGUGAGACAUCUGCCUAGUUCAUAUCAAGGUUUUGAAUGCUGAGGCAAUUGGGUUGGUGUGACAUUUCUUCUUUGGUGUCACAAAGUUUGGUAAGUGGAACCUGCACAUGACCUAAAGGAAAUUGCCUAAACAAGAUGAACUUAAUGCUAAUUAAAAAUAAUGACUUGCAAUUGCUUCACUUCUCCUCUUGGGGAGAGGGGUUACAAAUUUCCUACUUGUCCUAGUGUUUAGGAAGGCAAUCUUUUGGUUCUGGGGCGAGCCAUCAACUGCUUUGAUGGUGAACCAAUCAAAGAGAGGCAGACAGAGAAAUCUUAUGAUGCAGGCCCCUUCUGUACAUGGUAGGACCAUAUCUCUUCUCUUGCUGUGUAUUUACUAUUAUUGCAUUGCCUUUUUCUUUUUUUGUGUAUCAGAAGUUCUAUAUCUUCUAAAUAUUUCUCCUGCUCAAGGAAAAAGAUGUUUGGAUUUUUUUGCCAAUCUAUCCUUCCACCCUCAUCUGGUUCAAGGGUAGUUUUACCAUGUCUUCCUUAUUGGUUCUUUGUUCCUCUUGGGAAACUCAGCAUCAAUAUCGACCUACCUGCUCUUAUGUGCUAUGAAUGAACUGUAACUACCCUGGUCCUUUCACUUCAAGUUCACAGACACCACCAGAAGAUGUAUCUGUUUGUAUGUGCAUGUUCAUUCAUCAUGUCAAUGUUCUCAAUGAAACCAAUUCCCAUUGCAGUUGAUGAAAUGGUACUCAUCCUAGUGCUUUCUGCAAAUAAGUAUUGGUCAUCAUCCAAGUCAGAAUGCAGGCCUUUGGCACUGAUUUGUCCAAGAGGUUGGAAGCCAGAGAGCAGACAGUAUAUGAGGUCAUAGGAUUCAAUUCCUUGAGAUGGUUUCUGCAUUAAACACUUACUGAUUUAUCCGAAGUGAAGAUUUUGAACAGUAAAAGGAAAAAAAAAAAAAAAGGCUCACUGUUACAAGAUCUCCUACCUCUCCUUACUUUGGAUGUUAAGAAAAGUUGGGAACAAAAGAAAGCUCUUCUCAUUUAUCUAAAAGAGAAGCAGUGGUGAUGCCUGAUGAGAGCCCUAACUUUUCAGUCCUUUUCCCUACAUCUUCUACUACAUCAUAACAAAUUAGUACUAUUUAUGAAUCCCUCCCUUACAUUUCAACAACUUCUAUUCCCUACUUAUGGACUUCUUUUCAGGUACCUCGAUACUGUGCAGCUGACAAGAACAGGAAGCCUCCCUUGUCGACUUAUCCCAUCAACAAAUCCUUCUCUGAUUCGAGCUUAGUACCACCCAACUAAACUUGCUUCAAGAAGGGAACUUCCCUUUCAAAUUAUUAUGUGCAGCAAUUAAUACAUCAUAGAGUGGGCACCAGCAAAGUUCUAAGGAAUGAUGCAUCAACAUCUUCACUGUAAGUUGGAUAGUUCUGUCACAGAGUUGGAUGACAGUCACAGUGCAAUCGCAAUCUGCUUGCCUUGGUCCAUGUAUCUGUAUCAUGAACAUGCCUAGAUUAGCAGUUCAGAUCGCUUUUUGAUUAAUUACAAUUCCGAGUAUUAGUAUCCUUGUACUAUUGUAGUACAUAAAUUUGCAAAACUACAAAAUAUGAAAUGCUAGGAAAGACACACAAAAAAGGUACUGAUGAAUUACAUUGUCUGUUUAGAAAUAUGACAAACUAUUUUGGGUGUCCGAAUCAUUGGGAAAACUGACUCGAAUACUUAAUUUUCAUUUGGUAUCUGUUCUCGAUCCAGUUGCAGGGAGGGAAGCACAUUCUAUCUCUAUAUUCUCCUUUUUGUUCCCAGAGUGUGGAGUUAAUUGUAGACAUCCUACACUCUUCAAACACUUCCUGUGUUGAGUGUGGACAAAGCCAUGUGACCUCAUCUUCUUCAGACAUUCAAAUGGGGCCUAUCCGUUAAUUGUGCAUUCAAUGGGUGAGACAUCUCACUUGGUUGCUUCAAUUGGAGGGGAAGAUACCUAUGAGAUGAUUAAUCGUGCAUGGAGUAUAUAUGAAGCAAUUCAGAUGCUGAGUGGAACAACAUCCAAUGCUUGUUCUUCUGAUCUUUUAGUGAAAAGAGAAGCAAAAACAUACCAAUAAGUUUCUUCUCUCUUUCAGUUCCAGCUGCUUUUUUAUCCUUCUAGGUUGCUAUGCAGGUGGAUACAUUCACCGGAGGAACCUCACUGCGUCAGAAGUGAGCAUGCUUAGUAAGAACAGUGAUGUUAAAGAAGACAGAUGAAAUUUGUUGACUGGUACUUUAGAGAGAGAACUUUUGGGUGGGAGGUUUGUUUAACUCGAAGCUGUUCUCCAUAACUCUGCAUCUUCUGGCCACUGUAUCGUUGACCGCGAAGCACAUUGGUUCACUUCACUGCUGUUCAGUCUGAGAGAGUACAUUCCUGCCGCUGCUCCAUUCAAUAAACCAAACUCCAGCUGUGUCACUUAAUCCUACAGAUUGAGAUGUGGUGUCGGAGAAAAGAAGCUAAAACCCUUGAAAUGGAUUGACCUUUCUUCUGAGGUGGGGAAGAAAGUGAGCGGUGGUGCCACAGGUCAUGUGAGUGCAGGCGGGUACAUCCUUGUUGUGGAAACCUGUAGGCCCUUGUGUGUUCUCUUUUGGAUGUUGUCUUCUUGGCACCAUGCAGAACUGGGUGUCGAUGAGAGACCUGAAGCUUUCCACUCACCUGCACCAUGUUUGUCAAGUCUCAGUUGGUUCUCUUUGUCUCUCACCCAAAAAUUGGAACAGACAAUGGCCGCCCUCGGGAAGAACCACUUGCUGUUUGUGAGUUAAACGAACUGCUUCACCGGAUAGCUCAGGAAGAUGGAAGGGUUUGGUCGUGAAAGAAGCCUCAGUGGCGAGAGUAGCAAGCAAUGUUUCCGCUGGAUUCUUAAUUUCUAAGUGGCACUGGUUGAUGAAGAGAGAGAGAGAGAGAGAUGUGAUAUCUAUCAGAGAUGUUUCCCUCAGAAAAUUCAGUGAUGUUGAGCUCUACACUGGUCAAGGUUGGAAGGUAGCAGCCAUUCAUUAAAUUAGACUGAGAAGGUACAGGGGAGAGAAAGAGAGAGAGAGAGAGAUGAGAAGACACCCACACGUGUGGACCUGAGCCUGGUUCUUCUGGGGAGGAUGUUGAAGCAGUGAAAGCGUGACAAAUGGGCCUGUCAAGCUGGUGAAUGGUGGGGAGAAGCUGAUUGGGUUUCUGUUUCUAGUUCUUCUGUUCCCCCCACCCGCUGCCACCACCUCUGUCUCUCUUCAUGACCUACGCUUUAUUUCCCCCAUUUCCCUUGUUGUCGGAGUGACCCUGCAACUUUCUGCCGGAGGUGAAGGCAUGGCCAGUAGAUAUUAUGCGGACUCUUCUCCUUCUUCCUCAGCAAAAGGAGUUCCUUCUCAAACAGACUCUCUCUCCUUCAACACAGCCUCUUCAGUGGAGAGACAUCACUGCGGCUGUUGUACCUUACCUUUCAUGGAGAGUUGCCUCAGCUUGCAGGAAAACGCUCAGCAGAACAGCGAGGUCAGUCAUGAUAAGUAUUUACUUGGAGAGAACACGACUGUUGGGAGCGGCGCUGCCGAAAGUGGACAGUCGAAGUCCUGUGCCAGAGGCCAUUGGAGGCCAGCUGAGGACUCCAAGCUCAAAGAACUGGUGGAACUCUACGGUCCCCAGAACUGGAACCUCAUAGCAGAAAAGCUGGAGGGCAGAUCAGGUAAGAGUUGCAGAUUGAGAUGGUUCAACCAGUUGGAUCCGAGGAUCAACAGAAGGCCUUUCACCGAAGAGGAAGAGGAGAAGCUGAUGACCGCUCACAGAUUGUAUGGUAACAAAUGGGCCAUGAUCGCGAGGCUUUUCCCUGGUAGAACCGACAAUGCGGUGAAGAACCACUGGCAUGUCAUCAUGGCGAGGAAGUAUAGGGAGCAAUCCUUCGCCUGUCGGAGGAGAAAGCUAAGCCAAGCUGUCCACCGGAGAUUUGAGGAAGUUGCUGCGGCAGGCGCAACAGCCGCCCGUGGCUUUAGCAGCAGUCAUUCUUCGCCUUCCUUCCCUUCUCUUACUCCUCUUGAUUCCUUCUCUGCUAACAAGGCUGAUGAGAAGGGUGAUAUGCAAAGUGCUGAGCCCUUCAUGGUGUUUGGACAGCAUUCUCCCCUCAGCUUGUCAAUGCAACAAUCAACCCACUUAUCCCAUGUUUCUGCCAAUGAGACACCAUUUGAAGAGAACUCAGAGAGCAGCCACCUUGAUGCUGCAGCCUCACCAACUUUCAUAGAUUUCCUUGGAGUAGGAGCCACAUGAGUUGUGAGGUGAAAGGAUCAAAACAAAGGCAGGCAGAAGAACAAUGCAAAAGGACUAGUUAGAAAAGCUGGGUGCCAAGAGAAUAGAGAGACCAAGAUGCCAGCACAGAGAAGAAGAUACCAUUGUUGUUUGAGUUAAGGGGACAAAUUUUGCUUGGCCAUUUAACCUCUCAGUUUAUGUGAUUUAAACAUCCAAAGCCAGGGUAGAAUAUUUGUAUUUUAGUAGGUAAAAUUAGUUCCAGUCAAGUCUACUAAUUGGCUAAACUUGUGUUUAUUCUGGUUGGAGACUCAAUUUAACAUUUUUCUCCAAGAAAAUGGGAGAGAGUUCAUAAUCCACAAAAUAUUUGCACA
Molecule: messenger RNA, 6315 nt
Organism: Musa acuminata AAA Group (dessert banana)
Lineage: Eukaryota; Viridiplantae; Streptophyta; Magnoliopsida; Zingiberales; Musaceae
Product: transcription factor MYB117
Exons: 5
Coding region: 5018-5965 (315 amino acids)
Biological process (GO): regulation of DNA-templated transcription
Cellular component (GO): nucleus
Molecular function (GO): DNA-binding transcription factor activity, RNA polymerase II-specific; RNA polymerase II cis-regulatory region sequence-specific DNA binding
Source: RefSeq, a predicted model, not a curated record